AUGUUCUCUGAAUACGCCUCUCGAUUCCUCGCACAAUCGCAGUCCCGGUUGGUAGUUCAUUACGACGAUGCCCGCCGAAAAGGCCAUGAACGCUUGAUUCAGCCGCCAGGAAAUUCACGAUCUCUUUCGUCACGGUCCUUUUUACAGCGAGCGGCCGUUGAUCCGUAUCAAACAGCCACCUCGCAAUUUUCCAAUCUCGCUCCGGGCUCGCGUAAUCCGGUUCACCAAGCGCCUUUGUUCUACAGUGCCACAGAUGAAUUCCGAGAGGAGGACGAUGAAACCGAACACGAGCGGGAAAUUGCAGAUUUCUAUGCCUUGCAGAAAUCACGACGACAUUUUGGCAUCAACCAUCUGAUGGACUCUUCGGGAAAUGAUGAAGACGGUAGAUUCCUUUCCAGCCCAGAAGAGUCCGUGCCGCAACAACUCACUCGGACAGUCUCCAAGGGCAAGGGUAUUUGGAGCUCAUGGCGCGAAGGCAGUUUUGACGAUAAUGCACCAAAUCCACAGAUCUUCAACAACGGCCUGUCCGCUGAGCCUAGAGAGGAAAUACAAACGAAACGGAUGAGCUUCCAAAGAGGCGAGAAUCUCGUUGAUGUUCGCUUGGAGGACACAGUUAUAUCGGACGCCCAUUCCGAGGAAGCUACGCCUCCGGAAUUAGGCGAUGACACCCCGCCCUCGAUCCAGCGAUUUCGGGAAAAAUCUGGGCCUCGAAUGAAUAGACUUGGAAUAAGUUCAUCCACCCUGCCACCAGGGCCAGACAACGCCGAGGCGCAGGCGCUCUUCCAAGGUGAGAGCUCACCAGCUUCAUACCAAGAGUCGAUCGUAUCGGUUAGGGUCGGCUCACCUGUCUAUGACGCUUUCUGGGGCCAACUAUUUUUGAUAUCCAUCGCUUGCCUCUUUGCCACUUCGUUCCUUAUUUAUCUUCAUACUUCUCCACCCUCUGACCUACCUAAAUUGGGCGAUGCAGUAUACUCGACUAUCCACAACUCGUUCUUCAGGUUGGCAAUUUUUACUCUGGUCUCGAUAUCUAUAUCUCUACUUUGGCUCGCAUUGCUACGGUCAUAUGUACGCGUCCUAGUCUAUGUUAUCAUAUUCGUCGUACCGGCCAUUUUGUAUUCCUUCUCACUCUAUCCUUUCAUCUCGAGUUUUCGUGGCGCCUGGCAUGGGUCGAGCAUCCAAGACAAAGUCAUGAGAUGGGGGUCAGCUAUUCCUUUCGUGAUAGCCAGUGCUUGGAUCUAUAACAUCACUCGCAGCCGUCGUGCUAUAGGCCGAGCAGUGGGCAUACUGGAAUUUGCCUGCCGCAUCCUUGCCGCAAACAUCGAGCUUCUGGUUCUUGGCUUGGGUGUCCUUUUGCUCAUUGUCGUGUGGACGUGGGGUUGGAUGCUCAUGUUCACACGCGUGUUUCUAACGGGACACACCUCAGGAUCUAUGCUUGUUUUUAUGGAUCCGAGCAGUUGGUGGUUAGGAGUCUAUUAUGUACUGAUCUACCUGUGGUCUCUGGGAGUCAUCUCUGGUAUUCAACGUACGAUCACAGCUGCAACAGUGAGUCAGUGGUAUUUUCACAGAUUCAGUACGCCCGCUCCAACAUCCAGACAGAUCAUACAAGCCGCCGCGUAUCAUUGCCUCACAACAUCUUUUGGCACAGCUUGCUUGUCUAGCCUUCUGGUCUUGCUAAUUCGGCUUCCACUUCUGCUGCUCCCUAACCGGAUCUCUUCUGUUUUUAGUCUUUGUGCCUACUCCCUUGUUCCGACUCCAUUGGCCGUUAUCACAAAUCCUCUUGCCCUCACUUAUGCUGCAAUUCAUUCUCAGCCACUUGCUGUAUCAGCCCGUGGUCUGAUGCAGAUGACAAAUCUGGCGCCAUCAGCAGCCAUGACACCUUUGCAUCCACGGUCAUUUACUUGGUCUCGCGAACACUGCGCACCCCUUGUCUCAUACCGGCUAUCUAAACUUAUCCUUCAUGCUGCUCGCCUUAUGAUGUCACUGGCUCUUGGUUUCGGAGGCUGGGUUAGUACUGCGCGGAACUUCCGCGUGCCCAGUGAAAAUGGCGCGAUUCAUGGGAGUCUCUAUGCCUACAUGAUAGGGUUGAUUGCUGGAGCGAUUGGCUGGAGUAUCUUGGGAGCCGUCGAGAGUGUCAUUGCUGAUAUUGUCGAUGCGUCUGUCAUCUGCUGGAGCAGUGAAGUUGGUACCUAUGGACGGGAGGCCAGAUAUUGUCGGGAAGCUGGCUGGCUCUUUGGCCAAGAACCUAUUCCCUCGGUCAGCUAUACAGUUUCUAGCGAACCAUGA
Messenger RNA from Aspergillus aculeatinus CBS 121060, 2283 nucleotides. RefSeq lists its product as uncharacterized. Gene Ontology annotation, cellular component: plasma membrane. The transcript has 2 exons. The record is from RefSeq and is a predicted model, not a curated record. Gene Ontology annotation, molecular function: transmembrane transporter activity. The coding region runs from base 1 to 2283 and encodes 760 amino acids. NCBI's taxonomy places the organism in Eukaryota, Fungi, Ascomycota, Eurotiomycetes, Eurotiales, Aspergillaceae. Gene Ontology annotation, biological process: transmembrane transport.